Molecule: messenger RNA, 4107 nt
Organism: Wyeomyia smithii (pitcher-plant mosquito)
Lineage: Eukaryota; Metazoa; Arthropoda; Insecta; Diptera; Culicidae
Product: partitioning defective 6 homolog beta-like
Exons: 5
Coding region: 375-1319 (314 amino acids)
Biological process (GO): centrosome cycle
Molecular function (GO): protein binding
Source: RefSeq, a predicted model, not a curated record
CUUAUGACAAACGAGCAGUUUUUACAUUUUUUUGUCACUGCAGAAAUUUCAAGUUAUGUUAUAAUUCUAAUAAUUUCUGUUUUUUUAAGGUGAUUCUGCAUAGUUAGGUAGUAUUUAUAUCAUCAGAUGAAGAGAUUUUGUUUUCGUGUGAGCCCAAUGCAGAUUUUUCUGAUAAAUUUCGCUCCAUUACUUCAAUAAUUUCUGCUAUCGGAUCAUCACCAUCAUUAUCAAUAAAUACCGAGCAAAGACAAAUUGAAAAGUGCAACACUGAAGACAGGAAGAUAAGGAGAAAUUCAAUCAGAUAAGUGUCUUACUUCACAAGUGCAUAUGUCAUUAACAUAAAAGUUUCAUACUUAUGCCUUCAUGUAUUUAUAAUGUCGAAAAAUAAAGUUGCAAGCUCGAAACUCGAAAGUGAUCACAUAGAAAUCAAAUCAAAGUUUGAUGCCGAGUUUCGGCGAUGGUCUUUAAAGAGAUCCGAACAUCAUAACUUUGAGGAAUUUCAGUCUCUCAUCGAACGACUGCAUAAAUUGGAUCGCUCUCAACUUUUGGUAUCCUACAUAGACCCACGAGAUAAUGAUUUACUACCAAUUAACAAUGAUGACAAUUUCGGGCGUGCUCUUACAACUGCUCGUCCUCUUUUACGGGUUAUCAUUCAGCGCAAAGGUGACAGCAUAGAGGAAAUCACUGGAUAUGGAACAAUGCGACCUCGGAACUUGAUCAGUAGUAUUCUUGGACAAACACCAGUUAAAUCAAAAAGUUUAGCCAUUUCUAAUCCUCAUGAUUUUCGACAAGUUUCUGCAAUUAUUGAUGUUGACAUUGUACCCGAGACCUGCAGACGAGUUCGUUUACUGAAGCAUGGCAGUGAAAAACCUCUGGGUUUUUACAUUAGAGAUGGUACUUCAGUACGAGUUACCGCCAACGGUUUGGAAAAGCAGCCUGGUAUAUUCAUAUCCCGCCUAGUACCCGGUGGAUUAGCGGAAAGUACCGGCCUUCUGGCAGUAAAUGAUGAGGUGCUAGAAGUGAAUGGUAUCGAAGUAAACGGUAAAACACUGGACCAAGUAACAGAUAUGAUGGUUGCUAAUAGUUCAAACUUAAUAAUUACGGUAAAACCGGCAAAUCAAAGAACACUGGCACCUCCUAGACGUGGUUCGUUUUCAAGAAACAGUCAACUAUCAGGAGGUUCUCAUCAGUCACACCAUACUACCGGGUCGGAAGAAAAUGAUCAAGAUGAUCAGGAUGAAGUUCGAGAUCUUACCGUUGCGGCCACUCUUGAUGAUAAUGCUCUUAUUACGCAAAAAGAUGGUGUUCUGCAUCUGUAGGCUGAGUAGCUAUUUUGUUUACUUUAUGCAUUAAGGAAAACGCCUCUAGAAAUCCAUAACAGCUGAACGGAACAUGCCUUCGCAGCAAAUAUCUUAUCUCAGAUGAAUUAACAGUUUUUUUAACGUUUCUUUAUGACAAUAUUUACCAUGUGUUUCAGAUAACAGCAUUUAACAAAGCAUUCUAAUUCUACAUAAUUCCAGUGAAUUCAAGAUCAGUUGGAUAAAGGUAACGGACAUAUUAAAACAUACUGAACUAAUUACAAAUUUUCCUUUUUCUCCUCUCCCUAAUGCUACGGAUUAUUACGUAAUUUGAUACUCCGUUAAAAUUAAGUCAAAGUUUAUAAUCCCUUCUCUUAUUGAAUAAAUGAAGGGAAAGAAUAACCUAAUUCAUUAUUUUAAUCUUCCUAAAAACAUUGAUAGCAUUGAGCAAUUUCAUAUUGAUUAAUAAAAAUUCUAUCUAUUUCUCUGACCCGAACUUGCGGAACAAUCGGAUACAUUAGUUUUAUCUACCAAUUUAAACUGGAAUCGCGAUGUGUUCGUGCUCGAUUCCUUACAUCGUAUUUAAUUAUAUAUACUCGUCAAAAAGCUUCAAAAUAUAUAUAAACACAAAACCAAUUUCAAUAUACUUCUAAAUGUAAAACAAACGCAUUACUUCGAUUCCUCUAAAAUUUCACAUAUAGAAGGUCAUUUAGCGGCAAAACGUAUGAAUCCGUAUUUUAAUUUUACUUGAUACUAAAAAAAUAAAGUUAUUCCACGUGUACACACUUCUCUCCUACCUAUUUGCUACCUCUUUGUGUAGAGUGUGAAAAAUAAUAUAUACAUAUAUAUAUAUAUAUAUAUAUAUAUAUAUAUAUAUAUAUAUAUAUAUAUAUAUAUAUAUAUAUAUAUAUAUAUAUAUAUAUAUAUAUAUAUAUAUAUAUAUAUAUAUAUAUAUAUAUAUAUAUAUAUAUAUAUAUAUAUAUAUAUAUAAUUUGUUUCAAGAGUUAAAAGUAUUCAAAAUAAAAGAGCCAACAACUUAUUGAGUUUUGAAGCCACGGUGCACGGUGCAAGUACGAACAUAUUGGUUAAUUGGACGAAAUAUCAACACUAAAUCACAAAAUUUACAACAUAACACCAAAUUCUUGAUAAAAGUUUGUAUUCUAGUUUAGAGGAUUAAUCUUUAAUAGGACCUUUAAAAAUUCGUUAGUAGGACAAAAUUGUCUUAUUCUCGUGAUUUUGGUCUUAAAGUUAAACCUAAAAGUUUUAAGCCUUCAAUCUUCAAAUUUCAAGCUUUUUAAAACAUCAGAACAAAUUAAUCUAAGUGCCCACUCAGUUUUCGUUCUCUUUGCUUAUAAAAUACCUCUGCUCAACAAAAACUCAAUUGCUACCGAAACCGGUACUUGUUCAAUUUUCAAAUGUCUAUAUUAUAUUAUUUCAGAAAAUUAUACUUCCAGUAUAGUGAAAGAACAAUGUUAUUGUAUAGAAUUUAGAUUGAUAUACUGGAUGGUUCAACAUUGACAGAAAAAUAAGCUACGGCAUAUGAUUUUUUAUGGUUUGACAAGUCGAUAAUGUAAUAAGAAAUAUAACAUCUAUCAAAUAAAUAAGAUUCAUCUAUCAAAUAAAUAAGACUAUUAAGAAGAACGCGAUAUUCGAUGGAAUAGUUCAACGAAUACUUUUCUCACACUCAAUAAAAUUGUCACUUUUAAUCAGGUGCAAAGCAGGAGAGGAGGGUUUUCUUCAAAAUACACGAAUACUUAAUAAUUGAAUGGUAUAACAUCAACUGUAUCAGUAUGUACUAAUGUACAUAACCGAUGCUAUAUUCUGCAUGUUUAGUUUGAUGUGAAUCAGCUGAUUCACUGAUGGUUAUCGCAUUAACAGUGAUUCAAAAUCACGAUAUAGUUCAUAUUUUUUGUAACUCUUCUGGCUGAUAAAUAAUACGCUCAAUUGAUAUUUAAUGGCAUCAAAACUGUUAUUUUUUUACAUGAAAUAUUUAGAUACUAGUGCCUUUAAAAUUCGAUGAAUAGAUAAGAUCCAUUUUGUUUAGACUCACAAGAUCCAGUUUGAAUGCCUUUAUUUCAACCAACUACAUAGUGUCUGUUCAUUCAGUGCGCUUCACAACAAGCAAUAUCAUAUAAAUCUAUAUGUUUAAUAGAAAGUAGCGUUAGGCUGUUUGAAUAAAUAUUAUAGUAAAGAGGUAGUCAAGGUUACAAACAUCGAAGUGCCUAUAAAAGGCAGCUUUAUCUAGUUACGUGCAUCAUCUGAGUAUCUGAGAACCUAGAUGAAAAAUAUCGGCCUUGUUAUACACAUACCAAAUAAACUGUUUAAGGUGGUGCGUCAUUUUUGAAGAAAAAACAACUGCGGUAAAAACUAUUCGAUAUCAUUCUUAGAACAGAAAGUAUGAUCACAGACAAACGUCCAAGCAAGAACAAAAUUUAUCGAAAAUUUCGUGUAAAUUUUCAAAGAGAAUUGCGUUAUAAAUCACUUGUAUACUAGCGCCGCCUGGUGACCUUAUCGCUACAAUACAUUUUUUUUCGCUGGGGUAUGAGGCUGGCGUCACUAGUAGCGCUAUCUAGUUACGAAUUGCUACUACAAAAAUCUUUAAACAAGUUUGGGACUCAGCUUGGACGUCUGUCUGCGGUUUUGCGGUGUUAUCGUAUCCAAUAAUUAAACUUAAGUUUUACUUAUACAUUACUUACACUCUUUACUCUAAAAGUAUAUAUAAACUUGAAAAGUAACGUUAGAAAAAAAAAAAUAAAUUAUUGUUUAGAGCGAAAGCAACUAAAUACAUAUUUGAUAUUUUAUUAAACAA